Molecule: messenger RNA, 2897 nt
Organism: Dreissena polymorpha
Lineage: Eukaryota; Metazoa; Mollusca; Bivalvia; Myida; Dreissenidae
Product: putative tricarboxylate transport protein, mitochondrial
Exons: 7
Coding region: 113-1069 (318 amino acids)
Biological process (GO): mitochondrial citrate transmembrane transport
Source: RefSeq, a predicted model, not a curated record
GGAAAACAAUGCCAAACCAGAAAUCGUGAGAAGUUUGCUUUUGCAGCAACUCAGUCUGUACCGUGAGAUGAGGUGAUCGAGUGGAUUUUCAUUACAAUAUUUUUAAGACAACAUGGAUCGUUCAGAUGAUGUCAAGGCUCGUCUUCAGCCGGCUAUACCAGAGGCCCCAAAACCUAAAGCACAAAAUGCCAUUUCCGUCCAAAAGAGUUUGAAGGGAAUAAUUGCAGGUGGUGUCACAGGGGCCAUAGAAAUAUUGAUCACAUUUCCCACCGAGUAUGUGAAAACACAACUACAGCUUGAUGAGCGGUUAGGGAAGGCGCGCAAAUACUCGGGUCCCAUAAACUGUGUCAAAGUGACUGUCAAUGAGUUUGGUGUGAGAGGCCUGUAUAGGGGUCUAUCCGUCCUGCUGUAUGGCUCCAUUCCUAAAUCUGCCGUUAGAUUUGGAACAUUUGAAGAAUUAAAACGACAUUCCGUUGAUGAAAAUGGCAAUUUAACACCUGGCAGAAGAGUAUUAUGUGGACUUGGUGCUGGUAUAGCGGAAGCCAUUUUAGCAGUUACACCUAUGGAGACGGUAAAAGUGAAAUUUAUAAAUGACCAGACAUCAGCAAAACCACAUUUUAAAGGCUUUUUCCAUGGUGUGAGAGAAAUAAUUAGAGCAGAAGGUUUUCGUGGAGUGUACCAGGGUGUGGUUCCCACUAUCAUGAAGCAGGGCAGCAACCAGGCAAUACGCUUUUAUGUCAUGGAGACCCUGAAACACUGGUACCGCGGCGAGGAUCACAAUAAGAAGGUUCCAACACUGGUUGUGGGGGCGUUUGGAGUUAUUGCAGGGGCUUGUUCAGUGUACGGGAACACACCUAUUGAUGUCGUGAAGACAAGGUUACAGGGUCUGGAUGCUCACAAAUACAAAGGAACCAUAGAUUGUGCAAUAAAGAUAUUUAAAAAUGAGGGCCCAAGAGCGUUUUACAAGGGGACUGUUCCACGACUCAGUCGAGUGUGUCUAGAUGUUUGCAUCACGUUUAUGAUCUACGACAACUUCAUGGAGGUGUUCAACAAGUUCUGGAAGCACUAGAACCAUCAACUUAAUCACUAUGUUGAGAAAUGGAAGCUUCCAUUCAUCAACUGGCCAUGAGCAUUAUUUGGUGAUAGGUUAUACUCAUCCAAUAUGCUGUUUCAAGGGACAGUACUAAGUGUGUCUAACAGCUUCGGGGCUGGUCAUAUUGUGGCUGCAUGACUUGAAAGAUGAUGCUUAUUGCAUAACAAGGGGAAUGCAUUAAUUACUGGUGUUGUAUUGUAUGGUCUAAAUUAUUUCCAAUAUAUAAGUAGAUAGUUGUAUAUAUUUUAUUUGACAUACAUUUCAUGUUGAUUUUGAUAAUAUACAAAUUCUACAGUUUUCUCUUCACCAUUUACAAAUAUAUUUAUGAAACUUUGUUAACCUUUUGUACGUUAUAAAACAGAGUUUUUCCUCUGUUGACCAUUAUCGUUAAUGAAUAUUUUUAUUUUUAUUCAUAAUCAAUAUUAAGUAUUACCAAGUAUAAAGUUUUUACAAAGAUUGUAAUUUAAUUUGUAUAUCACAUUCCUAUUUGUUAUGGGUCGCUUCCGUUGUUUAUUUUUGCAACAAAUAUUACUGUUUUUAUACAUGUAUUGUUUUUGCAAUAAUUUCUAUCUUGUACUACACUAUUGCAAUUAUAUCUUUCUUAUCAUUGAAAUCCUAGACAAACUAGAUUUGAUAUUGAUGUCAUUAGACAUACCUAUUUUAAAACAAGUGCUGUUGAUCCAAGUAUUUACUUUCAACUAGCCUUUCCAACAGUCAUGUUGUUAAAAAAUGAGCAAUAUUGAUGCCAUGUUGUACUGAUGUGUUGCUAAGUCAUGACAGUACAUUUAUAUGUCUAUAUGAUCUUAUAUUUUCUUGUUUGAAACAACUAUACAUCCAAAUCUGGAACACAUGAAGAUGGGUAUUUUUCAUAUGGUUAUUACUAUAUAGUAAUUGAUAUCAACACCACUCAAAUCUGAUCAAUUAAUACCAAAUUUUGGUUAAAUUAUUUCAAAAGAGGUUGUGUUUUACUUUGCUCAAUCAUUUUGUUACAAACUAAAAAAGUGAACUUAAUUGUCUACAUUGCAUUAUGGUAAUAUUUGUAUUGGAAUUUUUCAAGCAGGUCAUCGAAAAGUUGACAUACAUUAAGCCAGUAAGGUCUGACCUCCAUAUUGUUUUCAUGUCACACAUGUUUUUUAACUGCAGUUGGGAAACAUAGGAAGGUAAAUUUAUGUUCAACAUAAUUAUUUGUUUCUUCCACCAAUAGAAUCCUAGAAAAAUGAAUAUGUAUUUUGAAUUGUGAAUUAUAUUAAAUUAUAAAUAUAUUAUUGCUCAGUCAAUGCUUUGUAUUAUACGUUAUGACGUGAUUUAUACAUGACAUGCUUUUUCGUUAUUUUCAUAGAUCAAUAUACAUGUACUAUAGUGCUGGCAACAUAUAAUUAGUAGAGAAGUAAAAAGAUUUACACCCUUUUUUUCAACCAUUUGAUUUGAAUGUAUAAGGCAAGUCAUAGAUGUGAUUUGGUGGAUUGAAUAAUGAAUGUACAUGUACAUACAUUUUAAAACAACCAGCUUUACAUGUAUUGUCAAAUGAUUGAUAUUAUAUUAGGAGUGCAAUUGCACAAUCAUUAAACAAUUUUGUGAAACUUUCAUUAUUGUGUAUUUUGGUCUUUUGAAUAGUCCAAAUAUUAUUAAUCAUGAUUAACUUUAAUUAUAUGCAAGUGUUCAAUAAUGUAUUGUUUUGAUGGUCAUCAAUAUACAAAGGAAGUGUACAUUGUUUUUGUAGAAAUAUGACUUUGAGGACCAAUUGCUUUUGUUAGAUGUAUGUUAGAAAACAUGGGAUUUAUUUAAAUAAAACAAUAAAAGGCAA